Messenger RNA from Opisthocomus hoazin, 1053 nucleotides. The record is from RefSeq and is a predicted model, not a curated record. Lineage: Eukaryota; Metazoa; Chordata; Aves; Opisthocomiformes; Opisthocomidae.
AUGCUCUGCUAUCUCUGUCAGAUAGACUGUGAAGAGUUCAUAGUGCUGAAGGCACCAUCAAUACAUCAAGGAACUACCAGUGAGACAAGGGCUACGGUGUUGGACUUGUCCUGUAACAACCUCCUUUCCUUGCCGUCGGACUUCUGCAGUUUGAUGCAUCUGGUGAAACUGGAUUUGAGUAAAAACCGGCUUCAACAGCUGCCCUUGGACUUUGGGCGCCUGGUCAAUCUGCAGCACCUGGAACUGCUGACCAACCGUUAGGCCUUAGUCACCCUGCCAGUCAGCUUUGCACAGCUCAAGAACCUGAAGUGGCUGGAUCUGAAGGACAAUCCCCUGGAUCCUGUCCUAGCUAAAGUAGCAGGAGACUGUCUGGAUGAGAAGCAGUGUAAACAGGCUGCUGUCAAGGUACUGCAGCACAUGAAAGCGAUCCAGUCUGAGCAGGAUCGACAGCGGCAACGGAAGCUCCAAGCAGAGCGAGAAAUGGAGAAGAAGCGUGAAGCAGAACAGCGAGCAAAGGAGGCUCAAGAGAGGGAACUGAGGAAGCGAGAGAAGGCAGAAGAAAAGGAGCGCAGGAGACGGGAGUACGAUGCUCAGAAAGCUGCAAAACAGGAGAUGGAAAAGAAAACUAAAAAGGAAAAUGUGCAGACCCGAAAGCCCGCCUCCGGUUCUCGUCCGCCUCAGCCACCCCGGCACAAGCACUCCUGGUCGCGGUCGGUGCUGAGGGUCCUGCUCUUCGUGCUGCUGGGCGUCCUCUGUACGCUGGCCGCCUGCAAGCUGACAGAGCUGAAACAUCAACCUCUCUGCAUCAGCGUGAACACUCUCUACGAGGACGUGGUAGCCGCUCUGCAAAACCACAAAACCCUGCAAAAUGUGCUACAACAGAACUCGCAGCAGUGAUUGUCCUGGACGGGCACUUGCUUCGUCAGCGUCUCCCUCCACCAUCUACGCCGCCAGAAUUCCUAUGGAAUUGUGUUCUGAUGAAACUGCUUUUGAUCAGUCAGCAUUGGUUUGCUGGUCCCCUCCGCGCAGAGCAGAGUUACUGUUCUGAUCAUC